Cololabis saira (Pacific saury) is the source of this 1705-nucleotide messenger RNA. It is a transcript of the gene pxnb, whose product is annotated as paxillin b. Gene Ontology annotation, biological process: transforming growth factor beta receptor signaling pathway; endothelial cell migration; substrate adhesion-dependent cell spreading. NCBI's taxonomy places the organism in Eukaryota, Metazoa, Chordata, Actinopteri, Beloniformes, Belonidae. The transcript is spliced from 11 exons. The record is from RefSeq and is a predicted model, not a curated record. The coding region runs from base 131 to 1705 and encodes 524 amino acids.
CGAGGCCGAUCCUAACUCCACUCCAGUCGCAGCAGAAGUUUAGAGGUAAAGACUCGCUAAACACGCAAGAAACCUGCCAAUUAGAGAAGAAAAAAACAAAACUGACGCAGAAUACAACUUUGCAGCCGACAUGGAUGACUUAGACGCUUUGCUGGCAGACCUGGAAUCUACAACGUCACACAUCUCAAAGCGCCCGGUGUUCCUGGCUGAAGAAACCCCGUACUCCAUCCCUACGGGAGGCCCGUCCUACCAGGACCUGUCGGAGCCGCCCCCCGUCCCCCCUCCACCCUCAGCCGAGGCUCUGAACGGAUCCCUGGAUCAGCCGGACUCCCACCACUCCUCUCAGCAAUCUUUAGGCUCGGCCCAGAAGAGCUCGUGGUCCCGGGACAGCAGCAGCUCUCCACUGUCUCACGUUGAAGAGGACCACGUUUACAGUUUUCCAAACAAACACAAGACGUCGGACUCGUCAUCGACGGCCAUGACCUCUGCCCUGGGCAGUAACCUGUCUGAGCUGGACCGGCUCCUGUUGGAGCUGAACGCCGUGCAGCAGAGCUCUCCGUGCUUCCCCACCACAGAGGAGGCGGCUCCACCGCUGCCGUCCUGCAGCAUCACACACUAUGAGAACGGGAACGGCCCCGACGUCCACCUGAGCCCCCAAACCCAAGAGAAACCAAAGAGGAACGGAACAAAACUGGAGGAAGGCCGACCGACGGUGGAGAGUCUGCUGGACGAGUUGGAGGGCUCCGUGCCGUCACACAGCCCUUCCACACAACACGGGGAUUUGGAUACGACAUCUCAACAGCAGGCCAGAAUCUCAGCUUCCUGCGCCACCAGAGAGCUGGACGAGCUGAUGGCGUCGCUGUCCGACUUCAAGAUUAUGGCCCAGGGGAAAGGAGUUCCUGGUGGAAACCCCACUCAGGUCAACAAGCUGGACAACAUGCUGGGCAGUCUGCAGUCUGAUCUCAACAAGCUCGGGGUGCAGACGGUCGCUAAAGGGGUUUGUGGAGCCUGCUGCAAACCCAUCGUGGGACAGGUGGUGACUGCCAUGGGCCGUACGUGGCACCCCGAGCACUUUGUGUGCACUCACUGUCAGGAGGAGAUCGGCUCCAGGAACUUCUUUGAGCGGGAGGGCCAGCCGUUCUGUGAGAGGGAUUACCAUCACCUGUUCUCCCCGCGCUGCUACUACUGCAACGGACCCAUCCUGGACAAAGUGGUGACGGCGCUGGACAGGACGUGGCACCCAGAACAUUUCUUCUGCGCUCAGUGUGGAUCUUUCUUUGGCCCAGAAGGUUUUCAUGAAAAGGAUGGAAAAGCGUAUUGCAGAAAGGAUUACUUUGACAUGUUUGCGCCGAAGUGCGGCGGCUGCGCCAGAGCCAUCCUGGAGAAUUACAUCUCAGCGCUCAACUGUCUCUGGCAUCCAGAGUGUUUCGUCUGCAGGGAAUGCUUCACCCCGUUUGUGAAUGGGAGUUUCUUCGAGCACGACGGCCAGCCCUACUGUGAAGUUCACUACCACGAGCGCCGGGGAUCGCUCUGCUCCGGCUGCCAGAAACCGAUAACGGGACGCUGCAUCACGGCCAUGGCCAAGAAGUUCCACCCGGAGCACUUCGUGUGUGCCUUCUGCCUGAAACAACUCAACAAAGGCACUUUCAAAGAGCAGAACGAUAAGCCCUACUGCCACGGCUGCUUCAUCAAACUGUUCAGUUAA